UGUAUAGUCUUGUCCGGCCUGUCUGCGGCGCUGUCUGUCUGUCUGUAGGCUGUCUGUCUCCCCCGUCUCUUAUAAUUAAUGAGCAUCGCCACCAGACGGCCCUGAGGGAAACACGGCUGCCAUUGUCACUCCGCGCGCAUCCUUUGUAGGAGUGAAGAGCCGAAACCCUCCCAGCCUGACGGCUUUACUGAGAUAAAAGUGGCCCCCUCUUACUCCACAGCGCGGUGCUCAGACAUUUUAACAACAAUAAUGUUGGCAACAGCACUACAUUUUAAUACAAAUGAAACACAUAUAUGCACAACUCACUUUGUUUUCUAAUGAAAAACUCCUCCACAUUUCCAUCUCCCAAUAGAUCACUAUCUUCGAACAAGGGAUGUCAAAUUUUAUAAUUUAAUAUAACAUUUCACAUUAAAUUAAGCUAAUAUCUUAAUGUAUGAAAAUUGUGAAUUUGUGCUGCUUUUUCAAUUACUGCCGCUAGGGGUCUCCCUAGAGCCAUCACUUUGCAAAGAGCUGUUAUGUGUUUAAUCACUAAAAACAAAUGGCAAAAUAUGUAAUCAUCAACAACGUAUAAAUACAGGACAAAAUAAAUUAAUCAAAUUUUAAGAAUUGUAAUUUGUAUUCCCUAAAAGAAAUAAAUGCCAUACAGUUUUGUAAUGUGGUAAAAUGUAUUGGAAUAAUGGAAGAUUUCUGGUUCACCUUUUUUUUUCUUAAUUAUGGCCCGCAGCAGCAGUCUCUGACCAUAUUGUUUUCUUUUAUAAUUCUGUUUUUCUGGAUUAGAUUUACAAUGUAAUAAGACUUUUGUUAAUCUUUCUUUGUUUACUCACAUUACUGUUCAAAUUACCUGUACAAGUACAAACAUGUUAUGUUCACAAUUGUCAAAAAAAGUUUUUAAAAAAUGAAGAGCUGUGAUAGACACAUUAUUCACAAUAAAAUACAAUAAAGGAUGAUUGAUUUUCCACCGAAGUUGCUUACAAUUAUUUUUAAAAAGUCCAUAAAACUGUUACUUAUAUCCUGUAUAUAUGUGACCUUUAAUAUUUUGUAAAAAAAAAUCUGGAAGUGAUCUGACAUGUUAAACCACUGACAAUAUAUAUAAUGUGUUAAACUUUAGAUACGAGAUAAUAAUUUAAAUUAAUUAAUGAAUUCGUUUUUACUUAUGUGGUCCAUUAUUAGAUGACUUUAAAGGUUUGAGGGGCCAUUGAGACUUAAAACACCAACUUUCUAUUCUGGCUUUUCUUUAAUCUUGCCUCUUUUUAUUUUUUAUUUUUUAAAUGAGUCAUACCUAUAUUCUUGGAUGUUCUACAAAGUUUAAAGAUUGAUAAAGCACAUUGCAUGGGCUUUCAUUUUUUUCUACUUUUUACUGUUUACUUGCAAUUUUUAAUGCUUAAUGAUUGUCCUUUAAUAGGUUUUUAAAUUUAAUUUGCACUAGGUUGACACUGUUUAAUCCUGAGACUGUUUUUAUUACUACUUUAGUCCGAAAUAUACGUGUCAAUCACAUCUGAAGACCAUAAUUUCCUUUUUGGUAAAUUAUUUUCUAUGUAUUUUUAAAUAUUUUUGACAUUCUUGUUUUAGAUUGUAAAAUUCAUUAAAUAAAUGGAUAGCUAGUUUGUUCUUUUUAGGCGUAAAAUAAGUUAAAAAUAGGCUUCUAUACUAAGAAAGUAAUUCCCCAAAUGUUGUGGAUUUGGGGGACAGCUUUUAGUUGCUAUUUUUGACACAAUUGAUCCGCUCUCCACAGAUUACUUUAACUAAAUGUCAGGUUGAACUCAGUGUUUCUUCUGGGACACACCAUAACUUCCCCUUUCCCCCCACUUCUAACUUAAGGUCAGGUGACAAAUGCUGAGAAUCUUUUGGGAUUAAACACAGUGUCCCGCACACAGCGCACGCACAGGCACACAUGCUCUCCAAGUGCAGCUUUCUUCAAAUAUCAUGAUAUUAGCAGGUUGAUCGGAGUGCCAUGGCGUCCGUGGAUGAAGAGCUGACCUGCUCUGUGUGCCGCGACAGCUUCAGUCGGGCACACCCUCUGCCCUGUGGCCACAGCUUCUGUCCCACCUGCAUCCGUGAGGCCUGGAGUUGCCAGGCGGAGGGGAAGGCCCGAUUCGUGUGCUCCCAGUGUCAGGAGGAGCAUGGGGAGGUGCUGUGUGACUGCUGCCCCCCAGAGGCGGAUGAAGUGCAGAAAUCCCAGGCUGUGAAGACCUGUUUGAGGUGUGAGGUGUCGCUGUGUGCCAGCCACCUGCAGCCCCACCUGGAGAGGCCGGCCUUCAGCAACCACAUGCUGGUGGAUCCAUUGGGGGACAUUUCUCAUCGAAGGUGUGCGGCCCAUUCCGAGGUGUUCCGCUACUACUGUGUGGAUGAGCGGGUGUACGUGUGCGGGGACUGCCUGCUGGAGGGAGCCCAUGCUCAGCACAAAGUGAAGGCUCUGAGGCACGUUGAAGAGGAUCUGAAGGUGAUUCUCCACACGCUGCUCAUCAAAGCAGAAAACAAGCUGAAAGAUGGGGAGCGGAUUCUGAAAGAGAAUGAGAACAUUGAUUCCUCCAUGGCUGACUCCCUGAGACAAGACGACGGUCUGGUGGAGCGGCUGGACUCGGACCUGCAGGUCCAGGUGAAGAAACUGGUGCUGGCUCUGAAGGGAAUCACCAAGAGGGAGCGACAGCAGGUCCUAGAACGCUUACACCAAGACUGCGCCAAAGUGAGGGUCGACAUGAACCAGACUGUUAACAUCCAGCACUACCUGACCCUGCUGCUGGCAGAGACGGACCCCUUCCUGCUCAUCUGGGCCUUUCAAUCAGAAGACACAAAGUUAUUAGCUGACCUGAAUUGCCCAAUUUUCAAGCCUGUUCCCGUCAGUCUGGACAGGAAACACAUCCUGGAAGACAUUGAGGGAAAAUAUCGUGAGUUCAUCACAGCAACACUCCGCUGCCUCACUGACCUCAAACGGGAGCUCUUGACCAGUCCUUUAACUUUGGACACCAACACUGCCCAUCCUCUGCUGAGCAUCUCCGAUGAUCUGCGCACCGUCACUCGUGUUAAGAGCCGCCUGCCCUGCGCUGCCCAUCCCGAGCGUUUCGACCACUGGCCGCAGGUCCUCGCUGCCCAGACCUUCUCCUCUGGAACCCACUACUGGGAGCUGGAGGCCGAGGGAUUCUGGGAUGUAGCAGUCUGCUACCGAAGCAUUGGACGCAAGGGAAAAGAAGACAAUGCUUUUGGAAACAAUAAGGUGUCCUGGAGUUUGACACAGCAGCACGACAAAAAGCUUGCGGCCUGGCACAACCGGAGGAAGACCCGCCUCUCGUACCAACUGACCAGCAACAGAGUCGCCGUUGCCGUGGACUACAGCACGGGGACCAUCACCUUCUCUGAGGUGGGAGCAGCCAACAGCCUGACCCACCUGCACACGUUCUCCUCCAGCUUCACCCAGCCUUUGUGCUUGGGCUUCGGACUCUACAAAGCUGAGCUCAAAAGUCGCAUCUCCAUCGUCAAAGUCUGAAAAACGAAAGAGAGGGUUCUUCAGAAAUGUUGAUGUUUACAUUGAAGCUGCUUCUACCGGGAGUUUCUUCAAGUGGAACGGGAUUCUGAUGGACACAUUUUAAAAUCUGCCUUUGUUUUUUCCUUCAAAACUGUCUAAUGUGGUUGGUUCAAAUGUGGAACAGUGAGAAUAAAGAAAGUUUAAAUAUGUUCAAUCAAAACCUUGACAGUAUUUUGUUUUUUAAAAUUUAAAAUUUGGGAGCAAAUUACUGAAAUCCUCUGCAAAGUUUGUGCUUCCUCUUUCAGAACUCUUGUGUGAUUAAAACACAAUAAUCACAUUUAUUGACAAGUGUAAUCAAACGCAUCAAAUCAGUAAA
This is a messenger RNA of Oryzias melastigma (Indian medaka), 3836 nucleotides long. It is a transcript of the gene trim110, whose product is annotated as tripartite motif containing 110. The record is from RefSeq and is a predicted model, not a curated record. Gene Ontology annotation, molecular function: protein binding; zinc ion binding. Lineage: Eukaryota; Metazoa; Chordata; Actinopteri; Beloniformes; Adrianichthyidae. The transcript is spliced from 8 exons. The coding region runs from base 1952 to 3481 and encodes 509 amino acids.